Molecule: messenger RNA, 1697 nt
Organism: Emiliania huxleyi CCMP1516
Lineage: Eukaryota; Haptophyta; Isochrysidales; Noelaerhabdaceae
Exons: 8
Coding region: 60-1697 (545 amino acids)
Cellular component (GO): mitochondrial outer membrane
Source: RefSeq, a predicted model, not a curated record
CUUGCGCGCUGGAUCCGUCGUACGGCACACGCUGGAAGGACGGGCCGGCGGCAGAGACUAUGGCAGAGACUAUGGCAGAAGGACGGACCGGCGGCAGAGACUAUGGCAGAGACUAUGGCAGAAGGACGGGCCGGCGGCAGAGACUAUGGCAGAGACUAUGGCAGAAGGACGGGCCGGCGGCAGAGACUAUGGCAGAGACUAUGGCAGAAGGACGGGCCGACGGCAGAGACUAUGGCAGAGACAGAGGCGCAGAUCUCAAGCCCAUGCCGCACAGGAGUGUCGUGAGAGAGAAGAGAGAGGAGGCUGGUGACGGGCGACCACGGCCAGAGAAAGAACCAAAGCAGAGGCCCACCUCCCUUUGGUGCCUCCAUGCUGCAGGUGCGGAAAGCGCGCUCGCCCGCCGCGUGGCCGCCGCAACGGCUCAGCGGGAGGGGGGGGCGGAGGCGGGGGGCGGGGAGGGAGGCGAGGUGCGAGGUGCAGCAGAGAGCAGGACGGCGACGGCGACGAUGGAGGCGACGGCGACGAUGGAGGCGACGGCGACGGCGGCAGCGGAGGCGGAGGCGGCAGCGGAGGCGGAGGCGGAGGCGGGCACGGGCGCAUUGACACCGGAGGCGGCGUCGCAGGAGGCGGAGGCGUGGGCGACAGCCGCGCGCAAGAUCACUUGCGACUCCCUCGCCACCCUCUUGGUGCCUCUGACGGCGGCAGACCGAGACUUGGCCGUGCCGGAGGCGCUGGCGGCGGCGGCGCGUGCUUCACUCGAGGCGCUCAGCGAGUGGCGGGCGGACGGCGGCGCCGACGGCCUGGCCGCGGCGCUCGACAUUGUUACCGCCAUGGGCCCGGUGCGGCGCGAGGGGCUGGAGCGGGCGAAGCUGGUGCGUGGACGGCGCGGGCGGCGGCUGAGCGGGCUGAGCGGCGACGCGGUGGCCGUCGCCGCUUCGCUCGCGUUGCACAACGCGGUUGCGCCGCACUGGCACGCGAUUCGGCGCGGCGGCGCGGCGUCGGUGCGGUUCGCCGGCGGCAUCGCCGAGCGGCGUUUCGUCGCUCCGGUGCGCGAGAUCGCUCUCGAGCUCCUCAACCGGCGGCAGCCUCUGAGCGAGCCGACCGCCGUCGAGGACGCCGAGGCGUCGCUCGAGACGAUGCUUCAGGACCUUUACCCGAGCGAGGGCCUUAGCCGCGCCGAGGCGCUCGCGGCCGCGACGCGCGCAUACGAGGAGGAGAUGCGCGCGGGUGCCGUGUGCAACCUGCUCUCAGGGAAGAUGGUCCAGGCGCUCAAGCUGCAGUCCCUGCGCGCGAUGGACACGCUCGACCGGCUUGUCGACUCGAACAAGCUCAACCUGCAGCUGUUCGCCACGCUGCCCGCCUGCCUCCUCGCCGCGCUCCGCGCGCGGCGCCUCCUCACCGCGCGCGCCGCGCACGCCGAGGUUGGGGAGCUCCUGCACAGCGCGGAGCGGGCGCUGACCCUUGCCGGAGACGGCAACCUCGGCGCGGAAGGCUUGGGCCUCCUGGUGGCGCUGCUGCACGCCGCGUUGCUGCUGCUCGACGUCUACAGCACCGCCGCCGCCUCGCGCGCCGCCGCCGCCGCACUGCGGUGGGAGCUGCAGGAGCUGCUGGGGGCGGCGGCGAGGCUUCCCGCGGCCGCCCAGGCGCGGCUGCUGCGACUGGCGAUGGCGCGGCACGCGCGGCUGUCUGUGGGGUAA